This is a messenger RNA of Lodderomyces oxycetoniae, 1737 nucleotides long. RefSeq lists its product as uncharacterized. The record is from RefSeq and is a predicted model, not a curated record. Gene Ontology annotation, cellular component: mitochondrion. The transcript has a single exon. Lineage: Eukaryota; Fungi; Ascomycota; Pichiomycetes; Serinales; Debaryomycetaceae. Gene Ontology annotation, molecular function: protein-arginine omega-N symmetric methyltransferase activity. Gene Ontology annotation, biological process: mitochondrial respiratory chain complex I assembly. Bases 1 to 1737 code for a protein of 578 amino acids.
AUGUUGAAACAGCCAAGUAUAAGGUGUGUUUUGUCGUCUCGGUAUUUUCCAAAAAGACGAUUGGCUACAAACUUCAAGGCGUCUCUGGGAAAGGACUCCAAGGCCGACCCAUCAACCGAAGCUGGUUCUACACAAGCAAAUUCUACCCUACCAUCAACCCAAGCUGGUUCUACACAAGCGAAUUCUACCCUACCAUCAACCCAAGCUGGUUCUACACAAGCGAAUUCCACCCUACCAUCAACCCAAGCUGGUUCUACUUUACCACCGCAUGAAAAUGGUCUUUAUUUUGGCCGAUUCACAAAAAGCGAGUAUGAGGAAGCCGCAAGAGUAAUAAAGGAGCAGAUAAAAAAGCUAGAAAGUGAAAUAAAGGGUGAUCACAAUUUACGAGAAAACUUGGGCAAACUAGCCCAAUUCCCAGAAAAGAGCAGUGGCAGCUCUACCCUGAUUGACGUCAAAAGCUUGAGUGAUCUUUUUAGACAAACUAUCAAAUUAACAGGUCCGAUAUCGUUGAGUGCGUAUAUGAGACAAUGUCUAACUCAUCCUAAAUAUGGUUAUUAUACCACUAGAGACCCACUAGAUUUGAAAACUGGAGAUUUCAUCACAAGUCCCGAAAUUUCCUCCGUUUUUGGGGAAAUGAUUGGAAUUUGGUAUUUCAAUCUCUGGCAAACCUCACGGGAUCCAAAGUUGCGUGACAAAAGGAUAAGAUUUAUUGAAUUUGGACCGGGGAAGGGAACUCUAAUUUAUGAUAUUUUGCAUACUUUUAAUAAAUUCGUGCAAACGGUAAGUGAAGUCAAACCAAAGAUUGAAAUUGUCAUGAUUGAAGCUUCCCCUGUGUUGAGAGAAGAGCAAUGCAAGCUUCUUUGUGGUGAAAAUGCAAGUAAAUUCAAGAGUGAAGAAGAUGAGUUUAGCAAAUGCGUAACCACAUGGGGUAAUGAGAUAAUAUGGGUCGAUACAGAGAAAAGUAUACCUAGAAGCGACGACUCAGUCAACUAUAUCAUAGCUCAUGAAUUCUUUGACGCGUUACCUAUAAAAUCAUUUAUAAAAGAAGAAACAGGAUGGAGAGAAUUAGUGGUGGAACACACGCCAAGUGUCCAACAACAAGAUACGCAGUUGAAACUGGAUUUGAAUGACGAAUCUACCCCUUUGUCACCCUUGCCAAAUCAGAAGCGCGGAAAAGAAAACAAGCAAUGGGAUACGGAAUUUCAUUUAAGCAUAUCUCCCAAAGAUACUCCAUCAACGAUGAUUCCAAGGUUAAACAAACGUUAUAAGGACCUUCCAGUUGGGUCAAGAAUCGAAAUUUGCUCCGACGCAGAAUUGUUCAUCAUGAAAAUGGCCCAAUUGGUAAAUACUCAAGGAGCUGCUUUAGUUAUUGAUUACGGACCCCCUGAUGAUGUGCCUGAUAAUACACUUCGCGGAAUAUACAAGCACCAGUUUGUAUCGCCAUUCUUUAAACCCGGGGAAGUAGAUUUAUCAGUUGAUGUUGAUUUUGGGAAUUUGAAGAAAAUCACACUGAAAGUUUGUGAUAUUUAUGGCCCCAUACAACAAGGCGACUGGUUACAUAAUAUUGGUGUGGGUUACAGAAUUGAUCAAUUAUUGAAAAAAAAGAGUCACGAUGUAGAAGCUCAGAAUAAGAUAUACGAUGCAUAUAGGCGAUUGGUUGAUUAUGAUCAAAUGGGUAAAAUUUAUAAAUUUAUGGCCCUAAUGCCAAAAGGAUCGAGUAAACCAAUUGGGUUUUGA